This is a messenger RNA of Clonostachys rhizophaga, 771 nucleotides long. NCBI's taxonomy places the organism in Eukaryota, Fungi, Ascomycota, Sordariomycetes, Hypocreales, Bionectriaceae. The record is from the annotation of a GenBank genome assembly.
AUGAUGGCAUCAAAACUAUCUAUUGGCAGCUUCCUGCUUCGCAUCACCCUUCGACGACUACACGUCUGGAUCAUCUACAUUGUCAUGGUUAUUACCGUCAUGACCGGCGCCGUUUUCUUCUUCGUCACGCUCUUUCAGUGCAACCCCGUUUGGUAUUUUUGGGACAAGAGUGUCUCGGGGGGCACGUGUGUCGACCCCGAAGUUAUCAUGGCCCUCACAUAUCUUUACAGCGUCCUCAGCGUCAUCUGUGACUUUACCUUUGCCUUCCUCCCUAUGUUCAUUAUCUGGAAGCUCAACAUGAACAAGAGAACGAAAUUCGCCCUAUUCCCUAUCAUGGCCAUGGGAUGCGUAGCCAGUGCCGCUGUCCUCGUUCGAUUCCCUUAUAUCAAAGAUUUUAAGAACCCAGACUUUCUCUGGGCCACUCUCGACAUUGCAAUCUGGUCAACUACCGAGCAGGGCCUCGCCAUCACAGCAGGAAGCCUCGCCACCCUUCGUCCCCUUCUACGAACAAUCGGGAAUUCGCUUGGGAUUUCGUGGUCCGGCCCCACGGAACUCGUGGACCCAGUUCAAUCGCCGCCCGCCACCAUCGGCCAGUUCUCGUCAUCCAAGAGAUCGCGGAGGGGCCCAUUCAGUCUUACCACCUUCAUGCGUGACGACGGUGUAGAGCUGCAGUCCAACCCGGAUGAACACAGUGAUCAUAACGGGAGUCAGCCCCCACUAUGGAAAGGACCUGUGGUUUCGACAAAGCAACGAAAGGAUGAAGAGUGGUAA